Molecule: messenger RNA, 942 nt
Organism: Euleptes europaea (tarantolino)
Lineage: Eukaryota; Metazoa; Chordata; Lepidosauria; Squamata; Sphaerodactylidae
Product: taste receptor type 2 member 104-like
Biological process (GO): G protein-coupled receptor signaling pathway; sensory perception of taste; detection of chemical stimulus involved in sensory perception of bitter taste
Cellular component (GO): membrane
Molecular function (GO): G protein-coupled receptor activity; bitter taste receptor activity
Source: RefSeq, a predicted model, not a curated record
AUGUCCACCUUAUUGUCAAUUAUCAGCUUCUCAAUUCUGAUCAUGGAAAUCCUCAUUGGAAUGGUAGCAAAUGGAUUUAUUGUCCUCACCAAUGUCAUUGAUUGGCAGAGAAGCAGGAACCUCUCCAUGACUGAUCUGAUCCUGACCUGUCUUAGCUUGGCCAGACUGGCUUGGCUGGCAGUGGUGAUUCUAGGUGUGACUAUGGUUUCCUUUUUUUUGAGCACCUAUGUGUUGGAUCAUGUACAUUUAAUGUUUACCAUCAUGUGGGCAUUUACAAAUAGUGUCAACCUUUGGUUUGCUGCUUGUCUCGGUGUUUGGUACUUAAUGAAGAUCGCCAUCUUCUCCCCCAUUUUCCUCCAGGUGAAGCGAAGUCUCUCUGGACUGGUACCAUGGCUGCUUCUGGGCUCAGUGGUCCUCUCUGCUUUUAUGACUAUUAUUACUGUCACAGCUUUGAAAACUGGCUCUUCCAUUUACAACCCAUACAAAUCACUUGUAAGCAACAGCAAUGAGUCAGAAAUUAGAAAUCGUACCUUAAGUGAGAGGCUCGUCAUUCUAAGCAUUGCCCCAAAUUUCUUCCCCAUGGCAUUAUUUGUACUCUCCAUCAUCUUCUUAAUAAUCUCUCUCUGGAAGCAUAUGAGACAUUUGCAACGCGACGGAGUCUGCACCAGCGAUCUCAACACCAAAGUUCACUUGACUGCCCUCAAAGCUCUGGUUUCCUUCGCUGUUCUGUACUUGUUUGGUUUUGCGGCGACCACUUUACAGACAACGCUGACAUGGACAACGAAGGAUGCUGCUCAAAUAUCUGUGUUUUUUCACAAUGUAAGUACUCUAUACCCCUCUGGACACGCCAUUAUCCUGAUAUUACUUAAUCCCAAACUGAAACAGGCGUGGGUCAGGAUGAUGCCAAAUUUAAAAUGCCAUCUGAGGAAGACACCAUCUUAA